Photinus pyralis (common eastern firefly) is the source of this 664-nucleotide messenger RNA. It is a transcript of the gene Ntf-2, whose product is annotated as probable nuclear transport factor 2. The coding region runs from base 113 to 505 and encodes 130 amino acids. Gene Ontology annotation, biological process: protein import into nucleus. The record is from RefSeq and is a predicted model, not a curated record. The transcript has 5 exons. Gene Ontology annotation, cellular component: nuclear pore central transport channel. NCBI's taxonomy places the organism in Eukaryota, Metazoa, Arthropoda, Insecta, Coleoptera, Lampyridae.
GUAUACCAAUUGGAUGUAGGGGAUUUUAGUAAUAAAAGCGAUGCCGCAUGAAAUUCCCUAAACCGAGAUUUUCGGGUUUUCGGGACGAGGAGAAAACUCUUCAUAAUAUAGAAUGUCCCUGAAUCUGCAAUAUGAAGCAAUUGGAAAAGGCUUCGUACAGCAAUAUUACGCACUUUUCGAUGACCCAGUACAACGACCUAACCUGGCUAAUAUGUACAAUGUUGAAAGUUCAUUUAUGACUUUCGAAGGGACACAACUGCAGGGCUCCGUUAAGAUUAUGGAGAAGUUAUUAAGUUUAAGCUUUCAAAAAAUAAGUAGAGCAAUUACAGCUAUCGAUUCUCAGCCAAUGUUUGACGGUGGUGUUAUAAUCAACGUUUUAGGAAGAUUACAAACUGACGAAGACAUACCCCAAGCUUACAUCCAAACAUUUAUCCUUAAACCAAUUGAAGGAAGCUUUUUUGUCCAACAUGACAUUUUCCGUUUGGUUCUGCAUAAUACUGCGUAAAAUUAGUACCGGUUACCAAUUUCCUUUCUUGCAGUUUUGCAAUGCUUUUAAGAAACACAUUUCCGUUAAUAUUAUCAACAUUUCUGUGUUCAAAUUCUAUUUGUGCUAUCCGUAUAAGCUUUAGGUCUCAAUUUUCGAUUAAAACUAUUUUGUAACGUU